UCCUCUUCCCGUUUAUCGCUCUCUCCUCGUGCGUUGGCGACACUUCCGGACGUUGCGUCGUUCGUGCGGUUUCAUCCAUCGCUUUUCACUUUACACGUAGAGAUGGUCGGUUGUGGGGACCGCGGCACUUCGAAGAGGAGGGGACCACCGAUCGCGGCUAUCGGUGGAGGUAAGAAGGUUAGGGUGGUGCGGUGUGCUCCUGGUGUUGCCCAAAGUUGUGUCAGCGAUGAUGAUUUUGUGUCACCACCCUUGGCUUUCUUGGCGAGGUUGGAACAAGACCCGGUGUGGAAUGCCGUUGAUGAUGCCGUUGCAGUUCCUGCAUCUUCUGCUGAGGAGUCUAGUGGUGCUGUGUCUUCUGAACAGGAAUUGGAAUUUCCUAGUGUUAAGAUUCGGGCACAAGCUAGUGUUCUUGUUGAUGCGCUCGUGGACCUAUCUAUGCGUCAGAAGGAAGAUAUUAGGAGCUUGGGAUUUGGGUCGUUAUUGGAGUUCAAGGUGUCUGAGUGCCCUCCCCGUUUGUUGCAUUGGCUGUUAACUAAGUUUGAUGGCCGGACGAGGACGUUUGACUUGGGUGGUGGUAGAUCAUUGCCUGUUUAUGAGCGUGAUGUUGAGUUGGUGUUGGGGUUCCCACGUGGUCACACUGAGAUGGUGAAGCGGGAAAGGGUUCAUAUUAGUAACCUGCUGAGACAUUGGAGGGGCUUGUUUGGGAAGGUGAGGCAUACGGUUACUGCGUCGCUUAUUUCGGACAAGUUUUUUGCCGAGGCUGACGGGGGUGAUUGGUUUAAGAGACAUUUCUCUAUGUUGGUGGUUUCCACGUUGGUGUCUUGUAUGUCCAAUGGAUAUGCGAAUCAGAUGUACUUCGAUUGUUUCUAUGAUGUUACGCGCAUCCAUGAGUUGAAUUGGUGCAAGUUUCUUUUGGAUUCCCUAGUGGAGACGCAUGAGACUUGGAGAUCUGGUCGCCAUAAAUGCUUUGUGGGGCCUGCUGAGUUUGUUGCGUUAUUUUAUGUUGAUCGUGUCUUGCCUUUUGAGCGGCCAGUUCCACAUUUGCUGCCUUCAUUUCGGGCAGUGGACAUUUGACCUUAUUUCUGCUAGAGAGACUGAGGAGAUUAGUGCUGGUGGGUUUGGUCGUGGAGAAAUUGAUCCUCCUCCGGUAGAUGUACAAGGUGAUGGUGAUGGUCCUGAAUAUGGUCCUAAGGUAAUGAGUGCUUUUAUUCGUUGUUCUUUGGCGGUGCUAAUACUGGUGGCUUGGAUGCACACUGGGUUUUUUAUUUAAAGUAAUUGUUGGGGGGUGCACACGUCCUAUUAGUAGUUUGCACGCACUCUAUUUUUGCUUUCAGGUCGUUUUCUGUUUGUUUUUCCUGCACACGCUUUUUAGUUUUAUUCUAAGGGGUACUGUUUCCUCUCUUUAAAUUCCAGGUUGCAUGUAGUUGGAUUUCUAAUGUCUUUCUUUUUUUUCUGUCUUUGCACACUUUUGUGGUGGUAUUUUUUUUGUCGCAUUACGUGCGUGCACUUUGAUACUCGGGUGUGUGCGCCCAACAUCGUUGGACCUUGUUUUAGGGUAGAUUGUGUCUGUAA
Messenger RNA from Ipomoea nil (Japanese morning glory), 1572 nucleotides. RefSeq lists its product as uncharacterized. The record is from RefSeq and is a predicted model, not a curated record. Lineage: Eukaryota; Viridiplantae; Streptophyta; Magnoliopsida; Solanales; Convolvulaceae. The transcript is spliced from 3 exons. Bases 103 to 1074 code for a protein of 323 amino acids.